AUGUCGCCCCGCGGGCCUGUCCGCGUCCGCGGCCUCGCCUGGACCGUGCUGGGCUUGCUGCUCGUCUGUGUGCUCGCUCCGGGGGCGCUGGCGGCGGACGAGCGCAUCGACCCGUGCGCGCCCGAAUCUACAUAUGCCAAGGGCGACGGGCUGGUCCUGGGGGUCGCGUACUGGCCCGGUGGGAGGAUCGAGGACUGGACGAAUCUGAACCCCUGCGACCCGGACCGGAACGACAAGCUCAAGAGCGAGGGCGUCGUCGUUGCGUGGUACCGCACGAAGGUGGACGAGAUGUUCCUCAUGCAGAGCACGAAGGAGGACGAGGACCAGCUGUGGGAGCGCACGCUAGCCAAGGCAGCCGCGGGCGGGAACGCUACGAAAAUCAUCACCGCCGUCGUCUUCCGCGGGCUCCAGAGGUCCGAGGCGCGGGUGGUGCGCAGCGACGAGCCGGGCCUGACGGGCGGCGUCGGCGUGGUGUCGUCGAUGGCGGCUGUCGUGCGCCUGGAGCAGGGCGAGGUCCAGUACAUCCAGUGGCGCGACCUGGGCUGCUCCGAGUGCAAAGGCGACGCGGCGGCGUGCAUCAACGACCGGUCGUGCGCGGCGCCGUUCGCGGAGUGCACGUGCAGCGGCGCGUCCAACACCACGGCCUGCAGCGAGGAGGCCUACCGCCGGUGCUUCCUGUCCCUGCACGUGGGGUUCAGCGGCGUGGACGCGAACGACGAGGUGAUGACCAGCGGCGCGAUGAUCCGCAAGAUGCACGGCUUCAGCGCCACCGCGCUGUACCAGGACACCAAGGGCGCGGUGGAGGGCGCGAAGAGCAAGAUCCCCAGCAUCCCCGGGGGCAUCCCCGGCGUCAGCUCGGAGUUCAUCGCGACCGGCGCCGGCGACGGAGCGGUGCACGAACCGAGCGACUGA
This is a messenger RNA of Pedinophyceae sp. YPF-701, 912 nucleotides long. NCBI's taxonomy places the organism in Eukaryota, Viridiplantae, Chlorophyta, Pedinophyceae. The record is from the annotation of a GenBank genome assembly.